Saprolegnia parasitica CBS 223.65 is the source of this 431-nucleotide messenger RNA. RefSeq names its product peptidyl-prolyl cis-trans isomerase FKBP1A. The coding region runs from base 27 to 350 and encodes 107 amino acids. The record is from RefSeq and is a predicted model, not a curated record. The transcript is spliced from 3 exons. NCBI's taxonomy places the organism in Eukaryota, Oomycota, Saprolegniomycetes, Saprolegniales, Saprolegniaceae. Gene Ontology annotation, molecular function: peptidyl-prolyl cis-trans isomerase activity.
AGUUGCAUCAUCCAAAACCAAGCAAAAUGGGUGUCCAUGUCCAGACGACGGAAGCCGGCAACGGCGCCAAGCCCAGCCGUGGCCAGACGUGCAUCAUGCACUACACGGGCAAGCUUGAGGAUGGCACGGUGUUCGACUCGUCGUACAAGAAGGGUCGCCCGUUCCAGUUUACGCUCGGCGUGGGCCAGGUCAUCCGCGGCUGGGAUGAAGGUGUCGCCCAGAUGUCCAAGGGUGAGAAGGCUGUCUUGACCAUCUCGUCGGACUUUGGCUACGGCGCGCGCGGUGUCCCCGGCAUCAUCCCCGGCGGCGCCACGCUCCUCUUUGAAGUGCACCUCGAAGAUUUCCAGUAAGGCGUUGAACCUCCCGUUGGCGGAGGCGUCGCUUGUAGAUAUGCCAUAGCUACCAACUUGUAAUAUACACAGCUGCGCCGA